CCGGCCUCCCGACAGGCUCUGCGCGCUUUACGCGCCAGCUUUGGCCACAGCCAGCGAGCGACGGAAUCGCUGUGGACGAUGGAGAGCAGCGACGAGGACGCCGUCGAGGAGCGCCGCGUCCAGUUGCGCCCCGUUACGCUGCACCUUCUGCCCUGCGAUGUCCCGGUGAACCGGCCCGCCCCCGUGGGGCGCUUUUUCACUCCGGCCAUCCGCCAGAGUCCCGACGGACUGGAAGUGUCCUUUCGGGGCCGCAGUCUGCGCGGCGAGGAGAUGGUGGUGCCGCCCGGCCUGGUGGGAUACGUGAUGGUGACAGAAGAGAAGGGAGAGGACCGCUUUAUCCAAGCCACAUCCAGCUUCAGCAGUUUCACCCUUUGGGGCCUGGAAACCAUCCCUGGUCCGGAUGCCAAAGUGCGUGGGGCCUUAACCUGGCCCAGUCUCGCUGCAGCGAUUCACGCAAAGGUACCGGAGGACUGAGAACAACAGCUUGAAAAUUGAAAACCACCAAUCCCUUCACCCCAGUAAACCUGUUUUUCACUUUGGAGCCCGUGAUUUCAUCGCCUCAAUAAAGGAGCUUUUCAUGGAA
Molecule: messenger RNA, 583 nt
Organism: Camelus dromedarius (Arabian camel)
Lineage: Eukaryota; Metazoa; Chordata; Mammalia; Artiodactyla; Camelidae
Gene: RNASEH2C
Product: ribonuclease H2 subunit C
Exons: 4
Coding region: 79-474 (131 amino acids)
Biological process (GO): RNA catabolic process
Cellular component (GO): ribonuclease H2 complex
Source: RefSeq, a predicted model, not a curated record